Messenger RNA from Formica exsecta, 2035 nucleotides. RefSeq names its product vacuolar protein sorting-associated protein VTA1 homolog. Lineage: Eukaryota; Metazoa; Arthropoda; Insecta; Hymenoptera; Formicidae. The record is from RefSeq and is a predicted model, not a curated record. The transcript has 6 exons. Gene Ontology annotation, biological process: late endosome to vacuole transport via multivesicular body sorting pathway. Bases 222 to 1070 code for a protein of 282 amino acids. Gene Ontology annotation, cellular component: multivesicular body.
UCCUUUCUUUUUUAUCGCUAUCAUGCAAAUCGUACUUUAGUGACUGCGUCGUUGAUACAAGAUACAACUGUACAAAUCUCAAAGUACGACGUAUGUUGUACGAGAAUUAAUUAUAAUUUAGCGAGAUAAUAAGUUAUCUUCAAUCAAAUAUAUUCCCAAGAAGCAAUCUGUCAAGAGGAAAUUAAACUUUAACGCACAUCUUUGACGUUUCUCUUAUACCAAUGGCAUUGACAGGACCCGACUUGCCGAAAAUUCCGUCUCCCUUGAAAAGCAUUCAACAAUACUUAACGAUCGCAGCGAAGCACGAUCAACGAGACAGUGUCGUCAGUUAUUGGUGCCGUCUUUAUGCUCUUCAAACUGGGUUAAAGCUAUCUACUAAAACAUCAGAGGAAACAAAUUUUUUACUGAAAUUAAUGGACUGGUUGGAGAAAACAAAGAAGGAGUUACAUGAUAAUGAGGCCAUUACUAAUGAUGUAGCUGCUCAAGCACACUUGGAAAAUUGGGCCUUGAAACUCUUCUUGUAUGCCGAUAAGAACGAUAGAGCUGCAAAUUUUUCUAACAAUGUAGUGCAAAGCUUUUAUACUGCUCAGGCACUGUACAAUGUAUUGACAUUGUUUGGAGAACUGAGCGUAGAAGCAGCACAGAAUCGAAAGUAUGCGCAAUGGAAAGCAUCUUAUAUCCAUAACUGCUUAAUGAAUGGAGAAACUCCAGUUCCAGGGCCAAUGAAAGAACAGGAUGAAGAAAAUGAUUUUGUUGAAGCAUUGAAUGAAGAUGAUAAUACCGAUUUGAAUGUAAAUCCUGCAACUGAAAGUCCCAAGGACAAUGCUCCGCAAAGUAUUCCAUCUAUUCCUGUAAAUCCACCAACUACAAGAUCUCAGUCAUUUGAUGCAGAGGACAGUACUGCAUAUAAGACAGAAAAUGGUGCUAAUCUGUCGAUAGAGCAAAUUAAUAAGGCUCAAAAGUUUUUGAAAUGGGCGAGUAGCGCAUUAGACUAUGAUGAUGUAUCUACUUCUGUAAUGAAUCUUCGGAAGGCUUUGCAUCUUUUAACUACUGGUCAGGAACCUGCAUAGGCGAAGGAAGCGCAAAGAUAACAUAUUUGAAAUGAAAUCGCAGAAUCUAAUGGAUUAACGUGAAAACGACGCGUUCUCCAAUCGUAAUCCCGCUCAGUCUUGCUUCUUAGCUUUAUCAUCGACGCCGUUUGCCGUCACUGAUUGCGUAUCCUCUCGUCUUAGCUGCCAGUCGAUUACCAAUCGCCCCGUCAGCAUAAAGAAGAAUACCUGAAACCACAUUUUACUUUUUACCAGUUUAUGGUUCGUGAAAUUCAAUCGAUUACUCACCAGUGCCGGGGCAAUCCUCUCGAACUUAUCGUUGACCAUGUAAUGAGAGUACACAGCCAUCAGCAUCAAAAGAAGCAGUACUGUAUUGGAUAAGUUCUUAACUUUAUCUGAAAACAAUUUAUACGAUUAAUUAUUUAAACGGUUCCCCAAUAUCGUUUGUAAAAUAUGAGAAAUAUCUACGGUAGAGUUAAAAAUCCGUGCAGUAAAGUGAGAGAAGCAAGAAAGAAUUCAGAGAAACGAAAUCUAUGUCUAUCUGAUGAAUCUCUGUAAAAAAAGGGUUGGCAUCCAAAUUCAACGAUUCGUAUGUAAUCAGUGAUCGGCGCCGAGCAAAAGGAAGAUUUGCGAUAAUAAAUGUAUAUAUGUGAUACAGAUUCAAUGAUCAAGAAUUGACAAUAAAAAAUCUCCGUGAAAAAGAUAAUCUGAUGAGACGAGCGUCUGCAAAGAGAGAGUAUUACAGUCGAAGAAUGGAAUGGUUGAUUCUUUGCACCUACGACUUGGAAUAAUCGCCAUGGCGAGGCCGCAGAUAAUCUCGAGCGAGCCAACGACUCUUCGGUACCAUUUGCUGGGCACUUUGAAGUCGAGCGUCCCCGAGAGCGGGAAAACUUUUGCGUAUUUGACAUACUCUUUUCUCUGUGAAACAAGAAAGGAAAUUAUUAAAACUCGAUUGUGAAAAUAAAAAAUAAACCGCUUAUAUACAU